UGCAUAGCCCUGCGAUUGACUUGGAAGCAUGGAAUAAGUCAGUGGGACACGAUGACGGAAGAGAAAAUCGAUCCAGCUCCCCCAGCUACGGAGGAGGAGCCCGCCAGCGCUGCUGUGCCAGAUGCUCCUGGCACAGGCUCAAGAAAGCGCAAGCAGGUCGAGUUCUUCGUUCCUACGGACGUCAAGAAGACAGAAAAGCUGGUGAUAAAGGAGGGCAAAGGAACCAAGCUGGGAGACAUUCCAAACGUGGCCUUCCAUUUUACAAAGGUCACUGGGAGGGAUGAGCUCUUGGAAGAGCUGCACUUUCUGCUCUUCAAACGCAAGGGAACGGCGAACAUGAGGAAGAAGGGGAUCCUGGGCUUCUCAGGAUUCGUCUACGAGGGCAGCGCAGAUGAGGGGCGAGCCAAGUUGGCAGAGAAGCUGGGCAGGUGGAAGCUGGAGGACAUCCACCGCACAAUGGACUUCAUGGACCUGGCCAGGGGCAGCGGCAGCAAGGAAGUCAAGGUCAAUGCACUGCUGGACUUCCUCGAGGAGCCCAAGCCGCUGAAGGAUCAGGACCUGGCCGAAAAGGCUGCGAAGGCAAAGGAAAAAGCCAAGGCCAAGAAGGAGAAGGAGACAGCAAAGAAGGAAAAGGCUGCCCCAGUAAAGGAGCCUGCGAAGAAGAAGGCCAAGAAGGAGACGCCAGCCAAGAAGGAGAAGCCUGCUGCCAAGAAGGACGACAGCGCUGCCAAGAAGAAAGCCACUGCCGCCCCCAAAAAGAAGGCCAAGGCGGCGGCUGCCGAGGAGCCGGAGGAAGCUGAGGAGGAUGACAGCGAGGAUGAGCUGCCUCUGGCGGUUGUGGCCGGCACGCCGAGUGACGAGGAGCUGCGUGAAGCUACCAUGGCCAUCCUCAAGACGGUGCAGCUGGAGGACUUCACCAUGAAGGACCUGCUUCGCCGCCUCGCGGACAAGUAUGGGAUGCCGUUCCAGAAGCGCAAGGAGUUCCUGAGGGAGGUCAUCAACACCUUUGUGGCCGAGAACAAGGCGACGGCGGCUGACGGCGAUGAGGAGGAGCCUGAACAGGACGCGGAGCCAGAGGAAGCUGCAGGCGCCGAGGAAGACGCUGCGGAGCCGAUAGAGCAGGAUGCGGGGGCCGAGGAGCCUGCAGAAGGCGCACAGGAAGCUAACCAGGAGCCGCCGGCGGAGGCUGAAGAGAAGCCGGCCGAGGAGGCGGUGGCAGCUGAGGCCGCUGAUGCUGAACCUGCCACUGGAGGUGAUGCGACUGCCCCGGCUGCUGAGCCGGCAGAAUAGGAGCUCCCUUCUGCAGAGUGUGGAAGGAGCACAAAGAUGCCAGUUGAGAACAAUGGCUUUCAAAAUUUGACUAGCAAGAGACCUUUAAUUGGUACCAGUGGUCAGCCAUGAGCCAACCAGCAGAAAAGAGAGAAACCAGGUUACUGCCAGCCGAGUCUCAGCGUAUCAGGGGUGAGGAUGAGAAUGGGCGUGUGUGAGCAUGGAUUGGAGUUACAGUGGCAAGCGAGGCUGGCCAUCGUUCCACACUUGAUGAUACCGUAGUACGGACUCUGCAAGACAGGCACGUUCAGGUGCUGAAGCGAGCGGUGCAAUUUUGACAGAACUCUAGCUUACAUUUACAUUCUUGAUCAGCACUUGCAUACGUCGUCACCAUCUUUGCAUGCAUGAUAUUCCUAAAGCUUUGAUGACAUGGCCGCGCCUUGCAUGCACAAUGAUUCCACACUUCAACAAGUAGGCAGGGUGCAUUGGAACAAUGGUCAUGGGUCUCAAAUUGAUGGUCUGUUCGUCUGCCUGUUUGCUUUCUUAAGGUCCACAUGAAAAGCAACUGCCGUUCUGUGUAAAGGAGCUCCAUUC
Coccomyxa subellipsoidea C-169 is the source of this 1863-nucleotide messenger RNA. RefSeq lists its product as hypothetical. Bases 52 to 1290 code for a protein of 412 amino acids. Gene Ontology annotation, biological process: chromatin organization; regulation of double-strand break repair. The record is from RefSeq and is a predicted model, not a curated record. Lineage: Eukaryota; Viridiplantae; Chlorophyta; Trebouxiophyceae; Coccomyxaceae. Gene Ontology annotation, molecular function: DNA binding; histone binding. The transcript has 11 exons. Gene Ontology annotation, cellular component: nucleus.